This is a messenger RNA of Gavia stellata (red-throated loon), 1040 nucleotides long. It is a transcript of the gene YKT6, whose product is annotated as YKT6 v-SNARE homolog. Lineage: Eukaryota; Metazoa; Chordata; Aves; Gaviiformes; Gaviidae. Gene Ontology annotation, cellular component: Golgi apparatus. Gene Ontology annotation, biological process: endoplasmic reticulum to Golgi vesicle-mediated transport. Bases 65 to 661 code for a protein of 198 amino acids. Gene Ontology annotation, molecular function: SNAP receptor activity. The transcript has 8 exons. The record is from RefSeq and is a predicted model, not a curated record.
CCCCCCUCGGCCGCCGCCUCCUCACAGCCAGUUCCGGAGCCGCCGGACAGCGGGAGACUCCACGAUGAGGCUCUACAGCCUAAGUGUCCUUUACAAAGGAGACCCCAAAGUGCAUUUACUGAAAGCUGCCUAUGACGUGUCUACUUUCAACUUCUUCCAGAGGUCCAGUGUGCAGGAAUUCAUGACCUUCACGAGCCAGCUGAUUGUGGAGCGCUCAGAGCUGGGCAGCAGAGCCUCCGUCAAGGAGCAAGAGUACCUCUGCCACGUGUACGUCCGGAACGACGGGCUGGCCGGGGUGGUGAUUGCAGAUAACGAGUAUCCGCAGCGGGUUUGCUUCACCUUGCUGGACAAGGUGCUGGAUGAAUUCUCCAGGCAGGUCAGCAAAAUAGACUGGCCUUCGGGAUCCCCGGCGACAAUCAGCUACGCAGCCUUGGACGGGUACCUCAGUAAAUACCAGAACCCCCGCGAUGCCGACCCGAUGACUAGAGUGCAGGCGGAGCUGGACGAGACCAAAAUCAUUCUGCACAACACCAUGGAGUCACUGUUGGAGCGAGGGGAGAAGCUGGACGACUUGGUCUCCAAAUCCGAGGUGCUCGGGGCACAGUCCAAAGCCUUCUACAAAACUGCCCGAAAGCAGAACUUGUGCUGUGAAAUCAUGUGACGUGGAGCCCGAGGUCUCCUGCUCCGCACCACCAGGCCUUCACUCCCCUUCGGACCUCCACCGCACCCAGGACAGAAAGCAGAAGCCCAGGGGGGGUUCCCGGGCCUGGGCUGCGCUGCGGAGGCCGGGGCCAGGGCUGGGCGUUCUCGGCGCCGUGGGCUUACGUGACUUUUUUUUCAUCUCCAGGGGACGCCGAGGCCAACGUCGGGCCGGCACCCCGUUGGGGUGGGGGGAGCACCGGAGACCCACCGCCCUCGUUUUUCCCCGAGGGUGGCUUGGACCACGGGGCGCCUGGCCCCCCACCCUCCCCUGCCUUUACACCUGUAACACUAGCCAGCACCUCGCCGUCCCGGCACUGCGGGAGUCGGGGAGAGAGGAG